Messenger RNA from Suillus subalutaceus, 2390 nucleotides. Its product is annotated as membrane transport protein-domain-containing protein. Bases 276 to 2099 code for a protein of 607 amino acids. Gene Ontology annotation, biological process: transmembrane transport. Lineage: Eukaryota; Fungi; Basidiomycota; Agaricomycetes; Boletales; Suillaceae. The record is from RefSeq and is a predicted model, not a curated record. The transcript has 8 exons. Gene Ontology annotation, cellular component: endoplasmic reticulum; membrane.
UAUCCGAAGAACGACUUCAAGUUGAAUGAUUGAUGAUAAGGAAGCUAGCUUGGUCACCUCAUUAUUAAACUGCCAAGAAAGGAAGACAGACGGCCGGCGUCCACACGUGCGUAACAUGACGCAGCCAAGCAGCAGCCAAGGAUUUGACUACUAGUCUGGUGGCAGUACACCUUUCUCUGCCUCUUUUUCCCAUUCUUCACGGUUGCUAUUUAGUCUCCAUCCUUCGCUUAUCAUUUUCAGUCAUCUUUUUUAACCCCUCCCGGCAUCCCGGGACCAUGGACAACACACCCAUCUGGCCACUUCUGUCUACUGUAUUCCAGUCAAUUCUAGAGGUGUUUCUGCUAUGUCUCGCAGGCUACAUACUCGCAUGGUGCCGUAUUAUUGACAAGCCCACUCAACGCGUGAUAAACCAUAUCAACAUCUCCUUGUUUACCCCUGCGCUCCUGUUUUCUAAAGUCGCAUUCUUCCUAAGUCCAGCAAAACUCAAGGAACUAUGGAUUAUUCCGAUUUUCUUUAUUGCCGUCACCGUUUUCUCUGCCAUCGUGGCGAGUGUCCUUUCGAAGAUAUUUAGACUGAAGAAAUCUCAUCACAACUUCGCUGUGGCUGCUUCGAUGUUCAUGAAUUCGAACUCGCUACCCAUCGCUCUGAUGCAGAGCCUUGUGAUCAGUGUGCAAGGCCUUAAAUGGACUCCAGACGACAACACGGACGCAAUGCUGGGUCGUGCGCUCACGUACCUUGUACUGUAUAGUACUCUCGGGAUGAUGCUUCGCUGGAGCUACGGCGUGCGUUUGCUCUCCUCUGCAGAUACUCCACCUACGCCAACCUCUCCCCAUUCGCCCCUACUUGCAGAUGUACCAUGCGAUGCUGAAGGAGCCCAAUACGCUGAUAAUACAUCACUAUCAGAUGGGUCGACGCUAAGCGAGCACCAUGGUUCAUCCAUGUUCCAACCCACGAAUCCCUCUCAUCACUGGCAAACUCAGGUGCACCCUACAAGCCCUUCACAUCACUGGCAAUCCCAAGCCCGCACCCAAGCUGUACUUGUGACUUCGUCUCCCGAUGACACAGAUGACAAUGAUCAAGAUACAGCGUGUGAGAUUCCCAUCUCAGAGCCUGCGGGCCAUAUCUACGGACAGCUGCGUCCGCACCACUCGCCAUCACACCUUCACCUCUCACCAACUCACGCACUCGAACAGUCGUCACUUUCGCAUCCACGCUCUCCACACUCACCGCAUCCAUCACGGAACACAGCUAUAUAUCACUCCUUCCCAAAUUCUCCUGUGCGGGAACAUGCGCCUUUUGUCUCAGACAGUGUCACGCCCGCAGACUCGGAGGACGAGAUAGAAGAUGGGACAGAAGUUACAAGUGAGGCUCUCGGUCGUCGACACCAUAAGAGACCGCACACUGGUCUCCGUCACGUCUGGAAGUGCACCAAAAAUGGAUGGCGCCAUGUUAAUGCGUUUAUGACGAUGCCACUAUGGGCUUCCCUCCUUAGUCUCAUCGUUGCGUGUACACCGCCGCUCCAAUCUGCGCUCGAACGCAUGGAACCUGUGAAAGGCGCGCUUGGUGCUGCAGGCAACUGCAGUAUACCACUAACACUCGUGGUGCUUGGGGCAUACUUCUACUCGGAACCUCCCAAUGAUGACAUGAAAGAUGGAGAUCUGGCGGACUACGAGACAGACGGGACAAGGCGGGACUUUGGACAGAACAAGUCCCGCACUUCACUGCUCAGCACCCUCCAGGAGAUGCUAGCACUCAAACGUGCACCGCAGCCGCAACCUCAGACGCGAGGGGAAGGCAAGACGGUGUUCGUGGCGAUCCUUGCAAGGAUGGUAGUCGUCCCGGCUGUGAUGCUUCCCGUGUUGGCGAUUCUUGCGAGGUUUGAUGUUCAUGAUAUCUUUGAGGACCCCGUGUUCGUGGUGUCAAAUGUGCUCUUGAUAGCAAGUCCACCAGCUCUGACGCUCGCGCAGAUAACGCAAGCUGCCUCGAACGACUCAUUUGAGAGGCUAAUAUCACGGACGGUUUUCUGGUCGUACUGCGUCGUCACCCCACCAAGCACGAUUUUGGUCGUCCUUCUGGGUUUGCUGAUUGCGAAGCUGUAAUUUAGAUGGUUGUUACACUUUUCUGCUCAUCAUGAUUCCUUGAUAGCCGAAUGACGGAUGUCAGAUUUUUUAAUAUCUUUUCAUCUUAUUUACUGGGGGACCAUGGGUGCUCUUUGGCGUAUUUUUGUUGACAGGGCGGACGAGUUUGCAUAUGUGCGCACUGAUCUAUUGCCGAUUUCAUAUACUUUGUAUUGGUCUUCUGGGACUUUUUGGUAUACCAUCCUCUCAGGUAUCGAUGAGCAUGAGAUUGAAUGCGAGUUUCGCCCGAAUACUACUCGAUCGUUCAUCUUC